Phlebotomus argentipes is the source of this 3734-nucleotide messenger RNA. RefSeq lists its product as uncharacterized. Gene Ontology annotation, cellular component: nucleus. Gene Ontology annotation, biological process: RNA processing. The record is from RefSeq and is a predicted model, not a curated record. The transcript has a single exon. NCBI's taxonomy places the organism in Eukaryota, Metazoa, Arthropoda, Insecta, Diptera, Psychodidae. Gene Ontology annotation, molecular function: mRNA binding. The coding region runs from base 1190 to 3310 and encodes 706 amino acids.
AGUGGAGUGUAUAUAACCGGCACGAAUUCAUUGCACUAUUUCAGUCUUUCAAUUAUUCCGAGUAGUGUAGCGGCACGCGAAGAGUCACCAAAUAAUCUGCACUCAUCAUAUUUUCUCAGUCAGAUCCACGAAGGUGUCCGUUGAUCAGCAUCCCACAGAAGAGAGUCUCGCAUCGAGUCUAUAGAGUUGAUGAUCCUGUGAAGUGAUUGGAUUACCCUCAGUGUGAUACUUAAAAGAAUUAAGAAUUGUGCAAGAGACAUUAAAAGACAAGGACGCUGGAGGAGUGGCAAUUGCAGGAGUUUUGUGAUAGAAAAGUUAAAGCUAGGUCCUUGGAUCCCUGACAUAAGGAGAGUGGCAGUAGCUGACUUUUUGCAAUCUUCAGAGAAAUAGUCAUUACGAGUUACCAUCGAUUCACAGUGAAUCCGGAGCAAGUGAGAUCACUAAAGAGACAUCAAGAUUCAGAAGAACUCGAGAGACCGAUCGUCGUCACGACACACUGGAAAACAUUCGCGCGAGAGAAAAGGCCGUCAAGUUCAGCGAGAAAAAGAAUUGUCUGUACGAAAUCGCUCGGUAAAAUCGAAAAGAAAGAGACCUUUUUUUGAAUACAUCACUCUUUCUUGCUGAAAUACAAAGAGAAGCCCAAGAGGUAUAUAAAUUGUGAAAGUGCACGAUUUAGUUACACUUCUACUGCUGCAUACACCAUAAACACAAUAAUUUAUUUAUAAAAUAACCUUUUUUGCUCGGUGUGCCCCCCAAGAGAGAAAGAAGUAAGAGACUCUAUAAAACUUCCAGUAUUAAUAAACCAUAACUAAUAGAAGCAGAAAGGAGAGAGAAAGAGCGAGAAAGAGAGAGAAGUUAAAGCAGAAAUUAAAACAUAAAAUUACACCGAGUCGUUAGCACGAGACGGUGGGCACAUUUUUUGGCCAGAAGGUGGGAUUAGCUUUGAGGAAUAGUAUAAAAAUAAUUAGGGUGUAAUUUAAUUAAUCGAGCAACAGUGAUAAUUGGCUGUGUGGAGUUAAUAAAAGCGUGUCGUUGGAAAGCAAGGGUGGAAUUCCUCGAAUUUUCUGCGCUUUAUCGAAUUAACUAAGCUUAAGUGAUAGAAAUUAAUUAGCCAUACUACUUACUAGGAAUUUAGGUAGUUCCCAUUAGUUUUUUUUUGCCGUUGCGAAGGAAGAGGAAGCUCUGAAGAAUGUCUUCCCCGGGGAAAGACUUGAAUGCCAAUGUCGUGCCAAUUACUCUGGCAGUUCCAGUGGGGCCUCCGGCCGUUCCGUAUGUCGCGGAGGCGCCCGAGCCUCAGGAUCUGGACGCAAAGGACUGCGAACUGAUCAAUCUGCACGACGAUCCCGCGGAGGAUCUCGUGGACAUCGAGUAUGAGCGGGCGGACGAGGCGAAGGAGCUGGAGGAAAUUCCCUUGCAUUCGGACGACGAGGAGGAACAUGACAGCGUGAGUCCGCUGAUGAUGGACAAUCACACGAUCCUGGAACAUCACGAAUCCUACAAGGAGCUCGACGAGGGAAGCUACGAAGAGGACGAGGACGUCCAGGUGUUCAAGCCGCGCCACAUGAAGCACUCAGACACGAAGGACUCCAUCAGCUCCAUCGACAGCGAUCUGUCUCUGUCGUACGAUCGCCAGAGUUCGCAGGAAGUACAGCAUCUUCAGAACUCGGAUUCUCUGUCCUCGGACGAGAAUGCCAAGGAUUCUGGAUGUGAUGUGGCCAAGAGGUCCGAUGAGGAUGGAGACAAGAAGGCUGAGGACGAACCGCCCAUUGAGAUUCCCACGGAUGAGAUGUGUGACAAGAUCAUAGAGCAAGUUGAGUUCUACUUCUCCAAUGAGAACAUCCUCAAGGACGCCUUUCUCCUGAAGCAUGUGCGCCGGAAUAAGGAGGGCUUCGUGAGUCUCAAGCUGGUGUCCAGCUUUAAGCGCGUGCGGCAACUCGUCAAGGACUGGAGAGUUGUGGGCUACGCCAUCAGGAAGAGGAGCGAGAGGAUUGAGCUCAAUGAUCUGGGCACAAAGAUUCGCCGUCUGGAACCGCUGCCAGUCUACGAUGAGACGACGCCCUCGCGCACUGUCGUGGCCACGGAUUUGCCCAUUAGCCGCAUGACCAUCGAGAGGGUGUUCGAUCUGUUCUCCAAGUGCGGAGAGAUCGCUCUGGUGCGCAUCCUGCGAGUGGGAGGCCCGAUUCCCGCCGACGUUCGCCAGUUCAUCAACAAAUACCCGGAGCUGCAGCACAAGGAGUGCGCCCUAAUUGAGUUCCUGGAGUCCCAGUCCGCCAGAAAUGCCCAGGCCAUGCCCGGCAUGACAGUGCUGGAGAUGGUGGCGCCCAAGAAGAAGACUGGCAAGAAGGUUCAGGUCACGCGCCUGAUUGAGAACUGCAAAGUCACCGAGGCGGACAUGGAGAGAAGUCGAGGCGGAGCCGUUGAGGAUUCCUUCGCGAAGUACCGCUUCAGGCGCACUCAAUCGGGGUAUUACUCGAAGCCUGAUCAGCCUGUGUAUGUGCCUCCCAUGAGAAAGAUGGCUUACAACAAUGAGAAUUACGACCACUUCAAUGUGCGUCGUGGCAGCGCCGGGGCGUUCCAGCCUUUGGCUCCGGCCGAGAUGUCGCCGCCAAUGCAGGCGCCCAUGCAGAUGCCACCGAUGACCAUGCAGCCGAUGCAGGCCAUGCAGCCCAUGCAGCCACCGAUGGUCUUCAGCAGGAAUAACUCCCUCUGCUCCGACUACUCCAGCUGCGUGGACUCGCGGCGGGGAUCGCAAUGCUCCGACUUGUCGCGGCGCCUGUCCAACUGCUCAAUCAGCUCGCGGCGCUCCUCCAAUUGCUCCGAUUGCUGCCCCAAUUGCUCCAGACGCGCCUCCCAGUGCUCCAACCCAGUGGAUCCCUAUCGGCGCCUGUCGCAGUGCUCAGAGCACGCGGGCUCGCCGCGUAAGUACUCCGUGGGACAGGCUUACGAGCGGCGUCCCUCCAACGGCGGCAUGGAGACCAACUGGCGCCUGCCCGAGGACCGCGUGGCUGAGAGCCCCGUGAGCCCGCGGAAGUUCUCCAACGGCUUUGAUCCCAUGCGGAAGCUCUCGGCCGGCGCCGAAGAGUUCGUGAACGGGCGGCGCAUCUCUACAGACAGUGGAUACGACAGGAAGCACUCGAUCGGCUCGGAUUGCAGCGCCUCGCGCUCCCGGAGCGGCAGUUUCAUCUGCGGCGCCUACAAUCCGCCCAUCCAGGAGCAGCAAAUGAUCGUGCGGUCGCCCGUGGCGCCCGACGGGACGAGAGGCUUCGCGGCACGGACCCGCAAGAUGGGUCAAAUCCUGCCGCCCGUGUGAGGCUCGCCGAUCACGACGUCCCACCGCUUCGCGAAGACACAUGCCUCGUCAAUAAAUUAAUCUUUAGCCCCCAAAACGAUGACCCUCUUCCUCUCGAAAUACAGGUUAAGACGUUUUAUAAAAUAAUCGUAUGCUGAAAUUUGCCUUUAAUCACAAUCACACUUUAUUGGAGAAAUUGCUGCAAGAGAAUUAUGAUAUUUUAUUCUAUAUUUAAUGCAAGACGUAAUAUCACAUGAAUGAUCUUUAGUCUGUAGGAACAGAGCCUCGUAAGUGUUUUAAACAUAUUUAUUUAGUAUAAUAGUGAAACCUUGUUAUUUGCAUAAGAUUGAUUGUAAGGUGUUUAAAGUGAAAUCUAUUGUCUGUAAGAAUUGUUAUCGAUUUUGUAGAGAGAGACUUAUAUAUUAAAAAAAAAUAUUGUAAUUGA